Cryptococcus wingfieldii CBS 7118 is the source of this 663-nucleotide messenger RNA. RefSeq lists its product as hypothetical. The coding region runs from base 1 to 663 and encodes 220 amino acids. The transcript is spliced from 3 exons. The record is from RefSeq and is a predicted model, not a curated record. Lineage: Eukaryota; Fungi; Basidiomycota; Tremellomycetes; Tremellales; Cryptococcaceae.
AUGAGAGGCGACGGACAAGCGGAACUUGAGGAUGGGAGGGUGUUUGAUAUCGCAACCAAUCUCUUUGUUCUCUUCUUCUUCUUCAGGACCUGCCAAUGCGGGUCCGGGACCUCCAUACCUAGGCAAGGCCACCCUACAGGUCCCAAGGGCCGUAGGGACCACAGCCCUGCAGACGCUACAACCACCAAAGACAGCACGCCCCCUCUUGAUCUGCGCCCUUCUCACACCCAGCGUAGCCCAUCCUAUCGCACCUCCCUUUCUCUACAGCCUUGCCGUGACAAGAACAAGAGAGAGAACUGGAAUGUUCGGUCGACAGAUCUCAUGGCCAAAGUCGAAAAACUCCUUCCUCUGAUGGGGUUGAUUGCCGACGCCAUGUGUGGGUCGUAUGGCUCUCGACUGAGGCAUCAGCCAGCGGCACUCAGAAUCCUUCAAGCGGAGCCUCCUCCACCACUCGACAGCCGUCACCCAACACCCAACGCCCAGACUGGAAUGGACAAUGCUGAGAACAUGGGCGGGCAGGCAAUCCAAAGCCGAGAGCCUGAUUCGUUCUUCGGGAAUCCCGGAGCGAACCCUCUCCAAAACCAAGACGACAGGCCUGCUGAGCGGCCACACCUCGUCAAGCGCUUGGGCUCGAAGAUCCCGUCCUUCUUCAAGCGAAGUUGA